CAAGCCCAGAGCCCUAAACGUCCAAACCCUUCCCUCCGAAGGAGCGCCGGGCGACGAACCGGCGGCGAAACCACACGAAAUCUGUCAAAAAGAUCCCCAAAUCUGCAAUCGCGCUCACGCCGGCGCAGCCAUGGCGACUUCCUUCUCUUUCGGCUCCUCCGCCGCGUCGGGAUCCACCGGUUCCUCCCCCUUCUCCUUCUCCACCGGCACCGCCCCAUCCGCCUUCUCGUUCUCCCAGCCCGCCGCGGCCUCCUCCCCUGCCCCCUCCCCUGCCCCCGCCUUCGGCUCCUCCCUCUUCUCAUCCUCCGCCGUCGCUUCCCCUGCUCCUACUUUUGGUUCUUCCCUCUUCGGGUCUUCCCCCGCCUCCGCUGCCGCCCCUGCCACAUCCUCAUCCCCAUCUCCGUUUGGCUUCGGAUCCACCGGCUUCUCGUUCGGCCAAUCCCCCGCUGCCGCUUCAUCCGCCGCCGCCGCCGCCCCGUCCAUCUUCGGUGCAUCCUCCACCCCCGCCGCCUCGACCACUCCUAGCAUUUUUGGCGCUGCCUCAUCCUCCGCAUCCACCCUGGGCUUAUUCGGCGCCACCUCCUCCCCGGCGACAACCCCGGGCUUAUUCGGCGCCUCGUCCACCGCGACAACCUCGGGCUUAUUCGGUGGUACUUCCUCCGCGGCUACCACACCCAGUCCUUUCGGCGCCACAUCUGCCGCUGCUACCACAACCAGUCUGUUCGGGGCCGCCGCCUCUACUGCUUCCGCGGCAAACCUUUUCUCUGGCGCCGCCACGGGAUUUGGCGUUGGUUCAUCUGCGUCCGGCACCACCACUACCACGGCCGCUGCCUCGACACCGUCUUUCGGAUUCGGAUUGAACAUCGGGGCCGCCGCAUCGAGUACCACCAAUGCUUCGGCUUCCUCUCCGGCUAUAGGAUUUGGAGCCGGCACCGGCUCGGCACUGUUUGGAUCCACUACCUCUGCACCACUCUUCAGCACCAGCACCGCCCCAUCCCCAGCAACUACGGCCACGACCACUCCAUCCUUUGGGUUCUCCUCCUCGCCAGCGACCACCUCAUCUGCUCCUUCCUUCGGCUUUACACCGUCAUCGGCAAGCACCACGACCGCGAGCACAGCGACCUCCUUGUUCUCCUCUGCAUCCUCUUCUCCUGCAUUGUCUUUCACUAAGAGUACUUCUGCCGCUCCCACCGCGCCAGCGUCCGCUCCAUCUACUGGCUUCUCCUUGGCCACUUCGCAGGCAGCACCUGCUCCCUCAUUGUUCUCUAACACCAGUGCAGCAUCAAGCUCGUCUGCCAAUUCUCUCAGCUUUCCAUUUGGCUCUUCUGCUUCUGCACCGGCAUUUGCUUCUGUUUCUGCAACGAGCACACCCACCCCAUCAUCAACUACUGCUUCCCCUGCAACGUCAGGGUCAUUGUUCUCGGUGCCAGCACCUGCUUCUUCUAGUGGUGGUUUCAGUUUCGGAGUAGCACCAUCAUCGUCAUCAGCUGCGGCAACUACAGCUACUACCACAACAGUCGCAAGUGCAUCGACAUCUGCAACCAUGACAGCAACGGCUCCUUCAACGACGACAGCGGCAUUUCCCAGUUUUAGCCCGCAAAGAACUACCCCAGCUUCUGCCUCAACCCCAACACAGACACAAUCACUGUUAUCAUUUGGUGUUUCUACUACUGCUGCAAGUACUUCAGCCACUAGCACAAGCACUAGUCAGACAACUUCCUCAGCUGUUCAAGCUAGCAGCACUGGUCCUACAACUACUGCUAUCACUCCAGCAGUAUCACAGGCACCUAACCUACCAUCAGAAAUUGUUGGGAAAAAUGUUGAGCAGAUUAUUAGGGACUGGAAUAAUGAGCUUCAAGAUAGGACUGCAAAGUUCCGGAAGCAUGCCACUGCAAUAGCUGAAUGGGACAGGAGAAUUCUGCAGAACAGAAAUGUUCUUAUAAGGCUUGAGGCUGAGGUGGCUAAGGUUGUUGAAACGCAAACAAGCUUGGAGAGGCAACUUGAGUUAAUAGAAACUCAUCAGAAAGAGGUUGACAAGGCUCUGCAGAGCAUGGAGGAGGAAGCAGAGCGUGUAUUCCAGGAUGAACGGCUGUUGCUUCGUGAAGAUGAGGCUGCUUCUGCAAGAGAUACAAUGUUUGAGCAAUCUGAAACAGUGGAGAAUGAAUUGCAACAUAUGACAGAACAAGUGAAGUCCAUCAUUCAGACAUUGAAUGCUACCCAGGGUGCUGAGUUUGAGACCGCCGAUAAUAUGACACCAUUUGAUGUUGCUGUAAGAAUAUUGGACAAUCAACUGCGUUCUUUAAUGUGGAUUGAUGAGAAGGCUAACGAGUUCUCAACUAGAAUACAGAGGCUGCCUAACAAUAGUGCUGCAGCUGAACGUGACUCUGGAAUGCCAAGGUUUUGGUUAAGCUGAUCUAGUCCUGGAUAGACAUUUGAAUCUUGUUCUGAUCGAAGCCAGUAAACAUGCUAGUUUUGGUCAGGUGGUUAUGCUGUCCUGCUGCAAAAGUUUCACGUUUCUCUCAUUCAAGUACGUCUGUGUCAUGUAGUUCCAACUUCCAAUAUGGUGUACCAAAUAGAUGCUACACAUUGGGAUUUUAACGGCUGAUGUUAACUAUGCCUCGUAACAGUCGCAUAUAUUGGCUUUAGCAAUCAGUGAACCGUUGCAACCACUUUAGUCUUUGAUCGAGGAAACAAGAGGCUUUGUGAGAUACUGUUAAUUAUUGGUUCCAGAUGUGUUCAGAUCUUUUGAGUUGAAAAA
Molecule: messenger RNA, 2758 nt
Organism: Oryza brachyantha (malo sina)
Lineage: Eukaryota; Viridiplantae; Streptophyta; Magnoliopsida; Poales; Poaceae
Product: nuclear pore complex protein NUP62
Exons: 9
Coding region: 131-2413 (760 amino acids)
Biological process (GO): RNA export from nucleus; protein import into nucleus
Cellular component (GO): nuclear pore; nuclear pore central transport channel
Molecular function (GO): phospholipid binding; structural constituent of nuclear pore
Source: RefSeq, a predicted model, not a curated record